AUCACACACCAACAUCAACAAAUUAUUGUGUUCUCAUAUACAAAAAAGUACUCAAUUAUCCUACAAGUUCACAAAUCUAUCUCCAUGGCGUCCACGAUGCAAACAAUAAGCAGCUCAGCCGCCAGAAACGAGAUGCAACGUUGCCAGCUACAGAGACGAGCUCCGUCUUUAAUUAUCAAACCUACGUCGUCGUUUAGUAACUGGAACGUGGCGAUUCCUCUCCUUUCGCCGCUAGCUCUUUCCCCAACAUCGUCCUUCAACGAAUCCCAUGUCGCUCCAUCGCAGAACAAGACUGAGAAACCGGUGGAAGAGGUGAUGAAGAAGACACCAGUUUUCAAGAAAUGGCAACAUCCGGCGUCCCCGUUCUGCUACGAACAGACGACGUUUGUCCCACCGUUCAUGAAACUUUAAGUAGAAGCGAAGACGAAUCAAAUGAUGGUCCGAGACAUGAACUAUCGAAGGGAGAAUCGUGCUUCAAGAACGUCUCUAUUCGAUGGUCUUGAUGGACUUGAAGAAGGUCGCUUGAGAGCUUCUUCUUCGUAUUCCCAUGACGAACGCGACAAUGAUGAAGCUUUGGAGAAUCUUCAGGAUAGAGUUUCGUUUCUCAAGAGAGUGACUGGAGAUAUACAUGAAGAAGUUGAGAAUCAUAACCGCUUGCUUGACAAAGUGGGGAACAAAAUGGACUCCGCAAGGGGGAUAAUGUCGGGAACGAUCAACCGUUUCAAGUUGGUCUUUGAGAAGAAGUCUAAUCGAAAAAGUUGCAAACUCAUAGGGUAUUUUGUACUCCUGUUCUUGAUCAUGUAUUACCUUAUUAGGCUAUUAAAUUACAUCAAAGGGUGAACUUGAAUACAAGAAGAAAGUGUUACAUGAAUUCUAGAACAAUAACUUCCGUUUUUGGGUUUCUCCUGAUGAAUGAAUGAUUCAGACAUAG
Molecule: messenger RNA, 931 nt
Organism: Arabidopsis arenosa
Lineage: Eukaryota; Viridiplantae; Streptophyta; Magnoliopsida; Brassicales; Brassicaceae
Source: the annotation of a GenBank genome assembly